Solea senegalensis (Senegalese sole) is the source of this 1226-nucleotide messenger RNA. Its product is annotated as melanocortin receptor 5-like. The record is from RefSeq and is a predicted model, not a curated record. The transcript is spliced from 6 exons. Gene Ontology annotation, cellular component: membrane. Gene Ontology annotation, molecular function: melanocortin receptor activity. Lineage: Eukaryota; Metazoa; Chordata; Actinopteri; Pleuronectiformes; Soleidae. Gene Ontology annotation, biological process: G protein-coupled receptor signaling pathway. Bases 139 to 1185 code for a protein of 348 amino acids.
CUCACAAUGCUGCGUAAAUCCACAGGUCUGGUGUUUCACAGAAGCAUCAUUCCGUCCAUCUGAGCCAUUUGAGAGGUCUGCUUAAAACAUGCCAUACACAAACGAGCAGCAGUGAUCUGGAUCAGAGCCACAGCAAGGAUGAAUGCGUCCAAUGAGUUUUAUUACCAUGAGGGGGAGAUGAUGGGUAACUCCACCUGGGCCUACAGCGACUACCACCAAAACUACACCUUCACCCCUCCACUCCUGCCAGGCAAGAGUACCACGCCCAAACCUGCAGCAUGUGAGCAGCUCCACAUUGCUAUAGAGGUCUUUCUGAUUCUGGGCAUCAUUUCCCUGCUGGAGAACAUCCUGGUCAUCACAGCCAUAAUCAAGAACAAGAAUCUCCACUCGCCCAUGUACUUCUUCGUCUGCAGUUUGGCAGUAGCCGACAUGCUGGUGAGUGUGUCCAAUGCCUUUGAGACCAUCAUCAUUUACCUGCUUCACAACGGACAGCUGGUGGUGGAGGAACACUUCAUCCGGCAGAUGGACAACGUGUUUGACUCCAUGAUCUGCAUCUCCGUUGUCGCGUCCAUGUGCAGCCUCCUGGCCAUCGCUGUGGACAGGUACGUCACCAUCUUCUAUGCACUGAGGUACCACAACAUCAUGACAGUGAAGAGAGCCGGCUUCAUCAUUGGGGGAAUCUGGACCUUCUGCACGGGCUGCGGCAUCAUGUUCAUCAUUUACUCAGACUCCACCCCCGUCAUCAUCUGCUUGGUCUCCAUGUUCUUUGCCAUGCUGCUCAUCAUGGCCUCGCUCUACAGCCACAUGUUCAUGCUGGCCCGCUCGCACGUCAAGCGCAUCGCCGCCCUGCCCGGCUACAACUCUAUCCACCAGAGGGCCAGCAUGAAGGGGGCCAUCACACUCACCAUCCUGUUGGGGAUCUUCAUUGUCUGCUGGGCACCCUUCUUCCUCCACCUGAUCCUGAUGAUCUCCUGCCCGCGGAACCUCUACUGCGUGUGCUUCAUGUCCCACUUCAACAUGUACCUCAUCCUCAUCAUGUGCAACUCCGUGAUCGACCCGCUCAUCUACGCCUUCAGGAGUCAGGAGAUGAGGAAGACUUUCAAAGAGAUCAUCUGCUGUUGCAGCCUGAGAAACGCAUGCAACAGCAUCUGCUCUCUGACGGUCUCCACAUCUCAACCCACUUGAACAUCUAUGGAAGGUUUUGGAUUGGCUCUCUCCACCACCAC